AUGAUGGAACCUGAGACGGAUUUGUCCUUUUCAGCCUGCAGCUUUCACGGGGGCUCGGCAGUGGAAACCCCAACGAAGCAGACCAAGUCGGAACCGCCCGACAUCAUUGACCAGGAGAGUAAACAGGAGAUGCGCGAGGUGUUUGUCAAGAAAUGGCAAAGAAAUGGGAAAGGGUGGCAAAACAGGUUUCUGAUUGGCAACUGUUUGCCCGAAGGCGUCAAGCCCCGGACUGCAGCAGCCCAACAACUUGCAAAGCAGCCUUGGGUCUUUGGUGCCAAAUCUGGUUGCGGGUGCCUUCCCUGCAGCAAAGCCAACACUGGAACCGAGUGGGGCUUAGCUCAGGCUGGUCUGGUGCCCAAAUUCCGGGCUUGCUUCUGGCAAAAGCACCAAGAGUCCAAGAGUCAUAUUGAUGCGGUCAAGAUGAUGCUUGGAAUUGGGGCCGAAUUUCCCGGCGCCCCACCACUGGAAGAAUUUGAGAGCCUCCUGAAGAAGCUGCAAUCUGGCUCGUCCAUGAGAAGUUGCGCGGACUUCAAAGGCCAAAGCUCAGACAAGGCUUCGCUGAUGGCAUGGUGCCUCCACGAGGAAAGAUACGACACCCGCUUCGGCAUUUUGGGAAUGGCACGCGCAACAAGGGAAGUGUUGCGACGCUUCUGCACCAAAUACAAUGAUCCUCCGAGGCAUUAUGCUGGUCCCAAGCCUGAAAUCAACGAAGGUCUUUUUGACAAAGUGAGGAAAAGGGUUGAAAUCGUUUUGACAGACGCGGCAGCCAACGAGUUGCUGGCCAGCAAUGUGACGAGGGGAGCAAGAGACCCAAACAUCGAAGGACCAGGUGCAGAGGUCCUACUUCCAUGCCUGAAGCUGGUUGCAAGAGAUCACGCUCAUGCAUUUCGCCGCGUGAUUCAAAGGCCUUGCAGAGCCACCGACCAUUUGUCCGCGCUGAUGGCAGAACAUGUCUUGGGCGCAAAUUCGCCAGUGAGAAUCAUAGAUGGUUCGUUCAUCUUCAGGCAAUGGUUUGAUGAUGAGGCCAAACACAGGUUCGAGUCCCACACCGCGCCACUGUGCCGACUCUUGAGCAACCUCCCCGCUGUGCUAGCCACCGUGCAACGGAUCUGCCAGGCCAGGAAGGAUCAAACAGGCUCAGCGCUGCAAACUUGGCUGGAGAAUCUAACAGCCCAAGAAUUGGUGCAGCUUGGCAUGCUUGCUGAUGUCAUGGAUGAAAGCCUGCUGCUCAUCAGGCAGGUUGACAAUGAGGAGUGCGACAGCGCUGAAAUUGGCAACUACGUGCAGAGUUUUGCUGAUCGGAUUCAAAUGCUGAUUGUGCAGAGGGCUAUCAUGACGACAACAGGUUACACGAAGCUUGUGAUGGACCUGCUUGCGGAGGGGAAGCUGAAGUUUUUCGCUUGUGGUGUUGCCCGCCGCUUGGGGCCGUGUCAGGCUGAGUCAAUCGAACAAUGCUUCAAGAACAUGGAGGUGUUCUCUUUGAAAAGGGUGUCCAAAGCAGACACCUUCUUCCAGAGCUCGGCUGACAGCAGUGUAGAGCGUUUGGCCAAGUUCUUUGAGGUGAGCUCGGGCGGCUUCCAGGAGCAGCUACACCGCCUUCGCCCCCUGGCAGAAAAGCGAUGCAGAGACAUCAAUGGUGGAACCCGAGAGGCUUGGACAGCGACCAUGAAAGCUAUAGCAGCUACUCAGUCGCGAAAUUCUUUGCAGGAGUCCUACCCAACAGCUGACAUUGCUCCGGUGAUGCAUCGCUAUCUUGCAUGGCAGGCAAGCACAAGUGGCGUGGAGCAGAACUUCGCUAGAGGUGAGCGCAAGAAUGCAUUUGGACAGACGCCUGCCAGUGAUGUUUUUGAAGAGCGGGCACUGAAACUGAUGCUUAGCGCAUGUCGCAAACGAAAGAGCGAACGCAUGGACAAAGACAUCAAGCGCCCCAAGAAGAAUGAGGACCCAUCAAGCACGGAGGCAGCGUUCAAAAGAGCAAGGAGGGACAGUGUGGCCAAUGCAGUGGAGAAAGAUUGGGAUCAAAGCCUUUCCUUCAAUUUGGAUGAAGAUCCCAGCCAUGAACUUUGGGCUGAGGCCCACGAGAAGGAGUUCGAAUUUCAAAAAAAGAAACAAAGAGAGCACAUGGUCUCAGCCUACCAAGAGGGCUUACUCCAGGAGUCUGAGGUGGAUCAGGAAGCGGUCGAAACAACGCUUGCCAAAGAAAAGGAGCGAGACAAAUUGCUGGUGCGUGAGGGCAAGGUGCAAAGAUCUUUUGCUGACAAGAUGCAUGGCCCCUUGGAGUGGGAGCAUCUGAGCGGCAAGACUGCUUGGGUAGCUUCAGACAUUCAAGAAGACAAGUUGGACGUAGCACUGCAACAGUUAAACAUCACAAAAACCCAGGAACGAACAAAUGCAGAUGCAUUGAUCGUCAAGGAUGCCGCCAACAUGCCUGAAAGGGCCAGGCUAUUUGCGGCUGGACUUGGUUUGAUUGUCAUGGACGCCUGCCUGUUCAAUGGCCAGCAAGGAUUCAAAGUGAAAUUCAAGAAAGCCUGCGGGACCCCUCGAACCUUGUUCUUCACAGCUGCGUUCAAGAACCAACACAAUGAGUUUGAGAAAAAUGUCAGGUCUUUGCUGAACAAGCCUGUGAAGUUCAGCCAGUGGAAGCUCGCGAAGAAUAGGCCUAUAGCUGCCAUGGUCCAGUACGCGUUGUUCAUACGCAAGCCGUGGUGCGAAAAGAUUUUCGAUGAGGGUAAAAGUUGGGAGCUGCGGUCCUACCCCCUGCCGGCCAACAAGAAAGGACAUUGCCCAUUCUCAAGCCUGCCUGCAGAUUCAAUCUGGAUUGAGGCGAACCCAGCUUCGUCUGGCGAGGGGACCACCUCCCGUUACGUGGACGACGAAGAGAAAGCUUUGGUUGCGCAGCUUGUCGGAGCAGGGAAGACCAAAAAAGAAGCGGAGGAGUCAGCAGCCCAGGCAAAGGAAGCACAGGUGAAGGCAAUGACAGAGGCAAAGAUGCAGAGAAGUCAAGCCAAAAAGGCUGGCAUACCCCAGGCAGCUGCUGCAGGCGGCAUGCAUGGCAAUGGGCAGCCUGCUUUGACCAAUCUCAACAUGCCCGCUGAUGCCCAAAAGAACCAGGGCUACUAUGAGUCACUGAUGGAGGCCGUCAACACCAUUUUGAAAUGCCCGAAGUUCUCCGACAUCCGGGUUGCCGAACCGCUCGCCAUCACUGAUGGAGUUGGCGCUUCGUCGGGCGUGCAGGCAGUGUUCAACCAGCAGGAAGCGAAGAUCGCACUGCAGAAGGAAGGCGCUUACAGAAGCGCCAUUAACCUGUUUUGGUUAGACCCUUUUGGCAGCCCAACGCCGACCGUGCCACUGUCCAAGAAGCGGGUCCAGGAAUUGGGUGCAUUUGCGUUUCCCGGCUACAAGCCAGCACAUUUGGCUGACAGCUUUUGUGUGGGUGUGGAUGCCCCUGACACCGACUUUCACGCUUUGAAGGGCAAUUGGCGCCCUGUGUCCCCGGAAGAAAUGCAUCACUGCAUACUCUUCACUCUUGCUGCUGCAAUCGAUUCUGGCAAGGUUGACGAUGCUGUUUUGGAUCAAUGGCGCACCAUGAUUUUGUCUUGUCCCGUGAUGAUCACUCUCAUGGAUGGCGGCCCGGACCAGCUUUUUUGGCAAGCUUUCAAAAAGCGCCAGCAAGUGGUUGCAAACUAUGAGGCCUGUCGCCGAACCGCAAGGCAACUCGCCUACGAAGUUGCAUCUCUCAAAGCACAGAAGGAAGCUGAGUCUGGCGAAAUCUUGUCAAUCAAAGAUUUGAGCGACAUGUUUGCCUUGCACCAGAGUGACAUGGCGGUCUCAAGCAAACGGACAGACAUGGCGGAUGGCUGCGUGAAGGAUUGCAUUUUUGUGUUUGAGAAGAUGCUAAGUGAUCCAGUGUGCAACGCUUGCUUGGACAUCUUGGAAGAGAAGUAUGGCCUGUCCUCCCCACUGAAUUCACUUCAGAAAAUGCGAGUGAUCAUUGAGAAGUCAGAAUCAACGCCAACCAGGCAAUGGAUCAUGGAAGUGAUCACCGACAUGGUGCUGAAUGGGCAGAUCGAUCGGGAAACCAUCAGCAAAUCCUACCUGCAGGGAAGUGGCACCAACGCAUCAUUGGUUGAACUGUUGAAGCUCAAGCUCCAAACAGUCAAGCAUUUCCUCCAGGUUGAGAUGCCACGCAGCCAGUUUCACGUACCUGACUUGAAGCUGAUCGAGCAAAAAAUUUUGACCGUUGCAGAUUACCGGGCCUACGUCACUCCCGGGAAGGCUGGUAACAGCGAGGCCGACAACAAAUGGAUGGGCACCCUCAAAUGUAGCAGCAUUGCUUGCUUGAAGCUGGUGGAGGACAUCCUCUACACAACAACUUUGAAUGGUCCUAUGAUCGCUUUGCUGCGGAAAGGCAAGGGCGCGAGCCCAUUGGAACUGUUGGAGAUUGAAACAUUCAGCCUCCGAUGGAAGGCCGCGGUUACCACGAAAGACAAUGAGAUCGCAGCUGAACGAGCUCUUGACAGCAAGCAAAAGGACCAGGAGAUGGAGGAGGAAACGGACGAGUGCAAGAAGAUAGCCCUUGGCUCAGUCCAAGCUGAACCUUCAAAGUACCAGAGGGGGAGCCCGCAGCACUACACUGCGACGGCUGCGCAACAAGUGCAGAUCUAUGUUUCGCUUGUCGCUGAGCCUCCAACUUUGGCAGGUGUUGCUCGGGUGGUUGAAGAGAGCCAGCUGUCUGGCAAGUUCCAAGGUGUUCAGGGCAAGAGUUGCAUCAUGAUCCACUUUGACGUCCAGCUUUUCGCAGAAGCCGCGAAAAGACCGGACAGAAGAUCGCCUGCUCUCACUUCAGCCCUUCUGAAGAAGUUGGUCCACGGGGCGAUCAAGGGAAGGGGCGGCUCUCCCAACCAAAAGGUGGGCCCGGACCACUAUGACAAACCGUUGGAUGGAGAUUUCAUUAUUUUGAAUGAUGGAGGUCGCAACAUGAUUGACGUCUUGAUGUCCCCAUUCAAGACGAAGGACGCCAAAGGUGCGGCUCUUGCUCACUAUCUGGAAGAGUCAGUUGAAGCUAAAAGAAAGCUCAAUCGUGGAAUGACCAACCAAAUUCAACGCUGGCAUGUUGUGUCCACAGAGUCCAUGGCGUCUUGGCUUCCGGAACGAAAGCACACCAAGUACCCCGGGACCAACCGUGGCAAUUGCAUCGGAUGGAUCGGCCUGGGAAGCCAGGCAGAUGAAUGGACAAUGACCUAUGGGCAGAAGACCUUUGGCAAUGGAAAUCAUAUGAUAACUUUCUGGAAAGACAUGUACGGGGCCAAGAUGAUGGGCGGUUCAGAUGCUGCAGUUGACGAUGGCAAGGAGGAGGAGAGAUCUGACGACAGCUUCGAACCAGCCUUUUACCAUCACCUCCCCGAAGUCCUGUACUCAGAUACUAUUGGGACAUAUGAGAUCCGCGGUUGCCUGGAUCUGACUCCGGGAUGUGGAGAUCUUGCAAGGGCAUGUUUGCUUGGCCGUGUGCCAUACUUGGGAUUGGCAAUGACGGACCAACAUUGCUCCUUGCUCAAGGCGCAGUUGGUGGAAUUUGUCAAGAUGCAGAUGAGGUCUGAAGGAUCGACUUACUACAGCCCUGAGUGGGCUGCUGCUUCAGACUCUGCCACAGCUGAGGAGAAAAAACGCAAGAGUGAACCCGAUCCCAAGAUUCAGCCCAAGCCACCCAAGAAGCCCAAGAACAAGAACAAGAACAAGAAAGACGACGGAGAGUUGCUCGAAGAUUCAGUCGACAAACCUGCGAAGAAGGUCGACAAACCUGCGAAGAAGGUCGACAAACCUGAGCGGAAGAGGAAGGUCACCAAACCUGAGCCUGCAUCAAGUUCAAAGCGUGGGCCUCCAGUCCAGAAGAAUUGUUUGAAGAGGCCUGCUUCCAACAGAGCAGCAGAGAAAUCGCCGAAGACUGCGCCGAAAUCAGAUAAGAAAGCCAAAAAAGAGCCCAGCGCAGAGGCGCAGAAGAAAUUCGCCCAGGAGUUCAUCAAGUCAUUGAAAGAACGGGCGGAGAAGGUACCAAAUGCUGGACGGAGAGCCGGCUCAGGCCAGGUUAUCAAGCUUGGCUCAGACUGCACAGGUCUCAGUUCGGACUUCGUUGCCCUCAAGUUCGCGCUUGGAGCAUCGGACAUUUGCCAGACAAGAAGGAAAAUGGCCAUGCAAGUUCAUGCACACUUCGGCGAUACUCCAGAAGCUUGGUUGCAACUUGAAGUGGUCUAUCACGACGUCACUCUCAGAGACAAUACUGUCGCGCCAAGAUGCGACAUUUACAUGUCUGGGGCGCCUUGCCCUGCGUUUUCCACAGCAGGAAAAGGUGGUGGUCUAUCUGACCCUCGUGGAAGCGUGCUGCUCCACAGUGUCGACUACGUGUUGACCAGAUGCCACGCGUGGCAUUUUUCGAGAAUGUGA
Messenger RNA from Cladocopium goreaui, 6438 nucleotides. The record is from the annotation of a GenBank genome assembly. Lineage: Eukaryota; Dinophyceae; Suessiales; Symbiodiniaceae.